UAAAGAUUCUAGCAAUGUGGACAGCUGAUGAAAUUGCCAGUCUUUGCUAUAAACACUAUUCUACCAAACUACCAAAGACAGGUCUGCCAGACCCCAGACGGGAAUGGACACUACUUGCAGCUGUGGUAAAAGUUGAGGAAAAACUCAGUACAAAACCUUGUUGUAAUAACGAGAGAAAUGACGUAACCCUGGAAGUUGUUGCAAUGGGAACAGGAACAAAGUGCAUUGGACAAAUAAAAAUGAGCAAAAAUGGUAACAUAAUUAAUGACAGCCAUGCUGAGGUGACUGCACGACGUGGGUUCCUUAGGUAUUUAUAUUAUCAACUGAAAGAGGCAUUUAAAGAGAGAAAUAGCAUCUUGGUUGCAGGAAAAUGCAAAGGAAAAUGGAGUCUUAAGUCAGGUGUUUCCUUUGUGUUUUUUAUGAGCCACACUCCAUGUGGAGAUGCAUCUAUUAUCCCAAAGGCAGAACAUGAGAUCAGACCUCCUCCAAACCCGAGAGCAAAGGAAACUGGUGAACAGAGAAGUAUCACUGUUGAAGAUAAUGAAAGUGCUGAAGAUAUACAAUUCUUAAAUAACGAAAAGCAUGCACUAGUCAUGAAACGAAAGUGUGAUGAAAGUGCCUUAGAGGUUCCUGUUAAAAGAGUGAAAAGGAUUGAUGGAAAUGGAGACUGUACAUCUGGCUGUAGCAGUAUUCCUGAAAGAAAACCCAAUGAUACCUCUGCAGAAGGAAGGAUUGAUGUCAGGAUAAACAAUAAUACAGCACAGGCAAUGCAUACUAACAGCCUUGGGAGUGCAUCUCAUAACAUGGCUGCACUGGAUGCAGAUGAGACCAGACAGAUGCAAAUCACUAUUUCAGAUGUACAUCGAACUGGAGCUAAAUGUGUACCAGGGGGUCUUCAAGAUCCCCUUGAACCUGGAAUUAAUUACCACAGUGUAGAAUCAUUGAGGGUGAAGCCAGGUAGAGGUGACAGGACAUUAUCAAUGUCCUGUAGUGAUAAACUUGCUCGUUGGAACAUUCUUGGCUGUCAAGGAGCACUUCUCAUGCAUUUCUUUGAGGAACCUGUGUAUUUCUCUUCUAUUGUAGUCGGACAGUGUCCAUAUAGUGAGAAGACAAUGAAGAGAGCUAUACUGGAUAGUGCUGAAGACGAAAAAUUAAAUAAAAGACACAACUCAUAUUUUUCUUCAAACUUGAAGAUGGCUCUAAUUACCCUCAUCUCUUGGUAUUUGUUAAUUAUCAGAUGUCGCCACAUUACGUCACUCCCAAAAGAAUUCAGAGUUCAAGGUGUAAUGCUUCUCCAGUCACAUUUGGAGUUUGUGCACAGUCGCCAUUCACUACAAAGCAGCUCUGACCCCAAAAAAGAGAAAAUUGUACCUUGUGCAGCAGCAAUAAGUUGGUGUGCUGUUCCACAUCAGCCAUUGGAUGUGUCCGUAAAUGGCUUUAAACAAGGUGCAACAAAAAAGAUUCAUGGAACACCACAAGCAAGGUGUAAAAUUUGCAAGGCAGAACUUUUCAAUGAAUUCAGAGACCUGUUGAACCACCUUUCUGAAGAAAACUGUCCAAUAUCCCUUCGAAAUCAUACAUUAAAAACCUACUGGGAAUUCAAGGAAGCUGCAGCAAAUUAUCAGCAAGCAUGGAAUGAAAUACAGAAGCAGGCAUUCAUUACUUGGGUUCGAUCCCCAAGGGACUUCCUGCAGUUUCAGUAGAGAGGAAGUAGCAAAGUAAUAUAGCAGAAGUAAUUAAAGUCAGUUCUGUCUGGAUGAUUACACGUAGAUCUCAAAAGAUCUAAUUUUCUGAAUUUUUAACAAAAAAUUGUCACUGUUAACUUGAAUUGGAUAAAAUGUAUGUAGCAAACAUUAUUUUUAGUUGCUAAAUUUUAAUGUUGCUAAACCUGGAUUCCUACAUCUGUCUAGACAGUCUUGACUAAUAGCCAAAAGUUUAGAAUACAAUCAGCAAACAAAAAAGUAACGAUUAAAUUUUAUGUAGAAUGGAGAAGCAUUGUCAUUUUUUCCAACUGCCUGACCCAUGACAUUAUUUUCUGGUAUAAGAUUUAGGAAGGUUUUUCUUUAGCAUGCCAAUGUAUUCUAAGGUCUCAGUUGUCUUUGACAUGCUUCAGAUUCAUCUCCAAGUUCUAUUAAGGAAGAUUUAUAGAGUUGCUUGCAAAAAGAAUGAAAUGAUAUUAAAACGUGUCUGAUUCUAAGUGUAUUGACACUAGCUUGGUUGCUGAUAAAUGAUACAAUAAAAGCUAAAUCAUUCAGAAAA
Messenger RNA from Rhincodon typus (whale shark), 2259 nucleotides. RefSeq names its product adenosine deaminase tRNA specific 1 (gene adat1). The transcript is spliced from 10 exons. Gene Ontology annotation, molecular function: adenosine deaminase activity; RNA binding. Lineage: Eukaryota; Metazoa; Chordata; Chondrichthyes; Orectolobiformes; Rhincodontidae. Gene Ontology annotation, biological process: RNA processing. The coding region runs from base 15 to 1703 and encodes 562 amino acids. The record is from RefSeq and is a predicted model, not a curated record.